GCCUAGCCAUUUUCAUCAUUCUUGUUCAUUCGUUAUUCUCUGGGGAGGCGGCACAGUGUGACGAAGAACUCCAUGGAUAAGCUUUGGAGUUUAUCUCAUUUUCCUCUAUAUUAAACAACCUAUACCUACCUGAACUGAACAUUUGGUUUCUACAGGAUUGCGUUAUCAGGUGGUUGUGAACCCUAUUAUGAAUUGAGAGAGUAAUGCCAUUUAACGUUCUGGUUUUAUUGGAUUUCUGGAGUUGUUAAGUUUAAGGGAAAAAGAUGCCGUCUGCUUUGCUUUCAAGUCUGAACUCUUCAUUCACUUUUGGCGUUCAAAAGGCUGUGAGUGCAAAACAAAUUGGGAGAUAUAAACUAACUCAAGCUCUGCCUAUAAGGAGUAAUUAUCUUGGGAGUUGCAGAAGCAAGAGCUUUGCCAUUGGGGUGCUCCAGCAUUCCAGUGCUAUUCUAGGAGACUCAACUAGCCGCUUUUCUGGAUAUUCAACUUAUCUUUGUAAUCCGAGAAUUAUGGCUGCUUCUGGUUCUACAGCUGCCCCAGGGGAUUUCGCGUUGGGUGGCUUAAUCUCGAGCAGUGGGAAUGUCUCAAGCUUUGCAAACCCUGCCAGUAUCCAUUUUGGUGAUAGAAGUUGUAGGAAUUGUUGGAAAACGUGCGUGAGUGUGCAGCAUAAGGAAGUGAAAAUGGCUCCUAUAGUUCAUGGUUAUUUCAUAUUUGACAUCACAGGAAGGUCUUCCAACUCAAGUCUGGUAACCAGACGAGGGUUGAAAAGCCAUUCUACAUCCUCAUCGCCUCCUUAUUCUGAAGGAUCAUCACACGAUGAGCACCUUUCAAGUCUUGCAAUUCCAGUAGAAACGAAGACUCUAGAUAAUAGAUCACUUGUGCUAGUUUCUGGAUCAUGCUACCUUCCUCAUCCGGCUAAAGUGGAAACUGGUGGAGAGGAUGCUCAUUUCAUUUGUGCAGAUGAGCAAGCAGUCGGUGUAGCAGAUGGAGUGGGUGGAUGGGCAGAUGUUGGCAUUAAUGCAGGAGAUUAUGCACGCGAACUAAUGUAUUAUUCAAUGGAUGCUAUUCUUCAUGAACCCAAAGAUUCCAUUGAUCCUGCUCGCGUGCUAGAGAAAGCACACUCAAAAACAAAAGCAAAGGGCUCCUCAACAGCCUGCAUCAUAGCCUUGAAUAGCCAGGGUCUUCAUGCCAUCAAUCUUGGAGACAGUGGAUUUAUAGUUGUUAGGGACGGGUGCACCAUCUUUGAGAGUCCGGUUCAGCAGCAUGGUUUCAAUUUUACAUAUCAACUUGAAAGUGGCAGUAGGGCUGAUCUACCAAGUUCUGGUCAGGUUUUCACUAUUGCUGUUUUAUCGGGAGAUGUCAUUGUUGCGGGAACUGAUGGAUUGUUUGACAACUUGUAUAAAGAUGAAGUAGCUGGUGUUGUUCGCGAUGCAGUAAACUCUGGGUGCAACCCGGAGGCCACUGCUCAGAAAAUAGCAGCUUUAGCACGGCAAAGAGCUCUGGAUAGGAAACGACAAACUCCAUUUGCUGAUGCAGCACAAGAAGCUGGGUAUCAAUAUUAUGGUGGUAAACUAGAUGACCUUACAGUUGUCGUCUCUUUUGUUACUUAGCUGAGCUUAUUCUUCCUAUGCUUCUCCUUUUCACUGGCUUUUUCUCUGUUAGCACUUUGUUAGAUCUCUCCCUUGUCUCUGAAUAUAAUGGCAGAAAUUUUUCAUGAAGAAA
This is a messenger RNA of Ipomoea nil (Japanese morning glory), 1719 nucleotides long. Its product is annotated as probable protein phosphatase 2C 80. The coding region runs from base 264 to 1607 and encodes 447 amino acids. The record is from RefSeq and is a predicted model, not a curated record. The transcript is spliced from 5 exons. NCBI's taxonomy places the organism in Eukaryota, Viridiplantae, Streptophyta, Magnoliopsida, Solanales, Convolvulaceae.